This is a messenger RNA of Adineta steineri, 14166 nucleotides long. The record is from the annotation of a GenBank genome assembly. Lineage: Eukaryota; Metazoa; Rotifera; Eurotatoria; Adinetida; Adinetidae.
AUGGCAUCAUCAAAAAUUCGUCCUUUACAACAACCUCAAAAUCGUCUGUACAUCAAUACAAUUAGUCGAGAGUAUAUUAAUGAUAUGCAGCAACGUCUUCGAGAUGAACGUGAACAAAAACGAUUACAUCUCGAUGAACGAAAUCGACAUUUAUUUGACAUUAUUGCAACACGGCUCGAUAUCGAUCGGUCCGAAAUUGAAGAUAAUGUUCUUGAAAGUUCCAAUUUUAAUCUUAUGGAUCAAUUUUUCAUCAAGGAUGGUAUCCAAUAUCUUGUUUUCUUCUAUCAAGAACCUGAGUCCGAUAAUCAUACAAUUGCAGCUGAUGGUUAUCGCCCACGUCUUUCUUCACAUUCUAGUCGUUCGGGUUCGACUAUUGCAAAACCAUCAAAACCUAAAGUACUUAUAGCUGAUCUCAAUGAACAAUGUCUUCGAGGCAUAUGUCUUUGUUUCAUACGUAAUUCAAAAAAUAUUGUCAUUACAGAACAAAAUAUAAAUAAUGAAGUGUUUUUUCAUACAUUCGAAUGUAGUACAGAACCGUUACUUCAAACAUUAAGUCGAUCAAUAUCCGAUAUUUAUUUACCAUUUUUUCAAGCAUCUGAAACUAGUUGGGGUUCAGAUAAAAAUCAAAUGAUUAAAAUGGAUUUUAUUAGUCGAUUGAAUAAUUUUAUUGAUACACUUAAUAAUGCACAAGAAAGUAUCAACGAGAAAAUCUUAUUAAAACCGUGUGAAAAAGUUGAUCUAACAGAAAUAAAAAGUGCCUCAGAUUAUACUUCAAUAGCAUCAAAUAGUGAAAGUUUAGGAUUUAUUGAAGAAACAAUGAAAAUAUGGAUUCGACAAAUGGAACAAGUUUUAGCUGAAAGUGAACAAAUUCGUCGAGAAGCAGAUAAUAUUGGUCCACGUGCUGAAUUAGAUUAUUGGAAAAGACGCAUGACAAAAUUUAAUUUUCUACUUGAUCAAAUUAAAUCACAAAAUGUUCGAACCAUAUUAGCUAUUUUACAAACAGCAAAAUCCAAACUUAUUCAACAAUGGAAAGCACUUGAUAUAAAAAUUACAGAUGCAGCGAAUGAAGCAAAAGAUAAUGUACGAUAUUUAUAUACAUUAGAAAAAUUUUGUGAACCAUUAUAUAAUUCUGAUCCAGUUGCAAUGCUCGAAUGUAUUCCAGGUUUAAUUAAUGCUGUACGAAUGAUUCAUUCGAUUUCACGAUAUUAUAAUACAUCGGAAAGAAUGACAUCUUUAUUUGUUAAAAUAACAAAUCAAAUGAUUACAUCAUCAAAACUCUAUAUAACUAAUAAUUAUACUCAAACAGUCUGGUCUCAACCUCAAGCACAAGUUAUAUCAAAAUUACGUGAUUGUAUUAAAUUGAAUGAAGAAUAUCAACGUUAUUUUCAAUUAACAAAAAUAAAAUUAGCAUCAAAUCCAUCUGAACGUCCAUUUGAUUUUAGUGAAAUGUAUAUAUUUGGUAAAUUUGAUGCAUUUAUGAGACGAUGUGAAAAAAUUAUUGAAAUAUUUUCAACAAUUAAUAUGUAUUCAACAUUAGCUGAAUCAAAAAUUGAAGGUAUAUCAUCCUAUUAUACAAAAUUUAAUUCAAUUGUCGUUACAUUAAAACGAAAAGAAUAUGAUUUUUUGGAUCAACGUAAACAAGAAGUUGAUAAUGAUUUAGAUGAAUUUCAUCGUGCAGUUACAGAUCUACAUCAAAAUCUUAAUGAAUUUCUUGAUAAAUAUUUUAAUUCCGUAAAAAAUAUUCAACGUGCAUUAACAACAUUAAAACGUUUUGAAAAAUUACAAUUACCAAAUAUUGGUUUAAAUGAAAAAUAUGCUAAAAUUUUACAACAAUAUUCCAAAGAUCUUGAUUUAGUCGCAAAAAUUUAUCAAAAAAAUUCCAAAGAACCACCUAUUCCAAGAGAUCUACCACCCGUUUCUGGUCGUAUUAUUUGGUCUAGACAAUUAUAUAAACGUAUUCAAGAACCUAUGAAUGUAUUUUCUGAAAAUCAAACUAUUCUUCAAUAUCCUGAAGCAAAAAAAAUUAUUAAGAAUUAUAAUCAAUUAUCAAAAGUUCUUCUUUCUUAUGAACUUUUAUAUCAUCGUGGAUGGCUUCGUCAAGUUGAUGUUGUAGCAACAGGUGUUCAUUCGAGUAUAUUAGUUCGAAUUAAUCAAGAAGAAACUCCAUCUCCUGGAUCAUCGGUGAAUACACCUGCAUCAUUAAUAAUAACAUCAACAUCAGAAACAAAUCCAGAUUAUUUCGUUAAUUUCGAUCCAAAUAUUCUUGAAUUAAUACGUGAAACUCAAUGUUUAUCACGUUUAGGUUUAGAAAUACCUAAGGAAGCUAUUUUAUUAGCACAACGAGAAGAAAUUCUUAAAAAACAUUAUCAAGAUUUAACACAAUUAGUAGAAAAAAAUAAACAAUUACGUGAAAAUAUUAAACAACCAUUUGAAGCACUUCUAGCACCAAAAAUUCAUCGAUUAAAUGAUACGAUGAAACCUGGUUUAACAUCAAUAACAUGGACAUCAUUAACCAUUGAUGAUUUUGUUAAUACAGUCAAUUCAGCAUUAGAUGAAUUUAGUUUAAUAUUAGAACGAAUGAAUAAUCUAAUAACAUAUCGUAUUAAUGCAUUACUUGAUGAAAUAGGUACCAUAGGUCUAUGUGAUGUACCUGAGGAUGAACCAAUCACACCGGAAGAAUUCUUAAAACAUACACAAGAAUUAUGUAAUCAUGCAGCAAGAGAAAUUCAAAUAAAAUCUCUAAAUAUUGAAGAUGCUGUAUAUGAAGUUAUCGAUCUUUUAUGUGGUGAUAUGGUCAUUACAGAUGCUGAUGGUGAUUUACAAAUACAAUAUUCAAAUGUUGGAAUAGAUUUAGAUCAUGAAGAAUCAGACAAUGAAGCAACACGUACUACUGAUGGCGCUUCACGAAAAUCUACUCGACAUGUUCCAUUAAAUCAAACACGACAACCAUCAACAGUAUCAUCACAAAAUGGACGAAAAAAAUCUUCAGAUAUAUUACGAGCAUCAUCACAUCGUAAACGUGAACUACAAAUUGAAAAUUUACCAAAUGCUAUUAUAGAAUUACUAACACAUUUUAGUCAUCGAAAUCUCGAUGCUAUUAUACGUGUUAUUCGAGUAACUUUAGAAAAAUUAAAAAAACGAAUUAUCUCAACAACUAAUUAUGAUCGAAAUCGUCGAGAACCACCAAUAUUUAAAGUUUUCGCGGAAUUAACUAUACCAAAUGUGACAAUCCAUCCUCCAGCAGAUGAAGUACAAGUUUAUCUAAAUAAAGUUGCACAAACAAUUAUUUCCAUUUCAAAAAAUAUAUCACAAUGGAAUAAAGAUACUCCACAAAAAAAACGUGAUGAUAAACAAGUAAUGUUACUUGAUACACAACGUGGUGAACAUAACAAUGACGGUAAUGAUAAUAUCGAUGCAUCGCCAAAAGAACCAAUUCCUCAAAUAUUAAUAAGCUCAGAUAAUAUAGAUUCUCGAUCACGAGUAAAUACAAUUACUGAUCCACAACAAUCUAAAGUACAAUUUAUCGCAGCAAAUAAUUUCUUUAAAAAUGUAAUUGAAAAUAAAGAUGUUGCUAAAUUAACUUCUCAAUUAGCUACAUGUAUCAAUGCAACAAAAAAAGAUAUUUCAACAGCACUUGAAAUUUUUAUAAAAUAUAAUCCAUUAUGGCAAAAAGAUCAUGAGGAAGAAUUAAAAUCUUUUCUUUCGAAUGAUCCGAAUGUAUCAGAAUUUGAAAAUAAAAUCAAAUAUUAUGAAGAACUUUCAUCAAGUAUUAAUUCUCAAUUAGAAUUUCUAUCUGUUGGCCCAUUGGCAAUAUUUACUGAACAUUUAAAAUUUGCACUUAAUCAAGAAAUUCGUGAAUGGGUUAUUGUUUUUGGACAAUCGUGUAACCAGAAAUAUCGAAAAGAAAUGAAUGAAGUCUUACGAUUCAUUGAAGAUAUUGAAAAACGUUUAUCUCGUGAAAUAAAAGAUUUAGAAGAUAUUCGUUUAGUCAUGAUUGCUGUUAAAGAUUUAAGAGAAAAUGAAAUACGUAUUGAUAUGAAUAUAGCACCUAUUGAAGAAUCAUAUGCAAUGUUACAAACACAUAAUGUUAAUGUAGCUCGAGAAGAAAUUGAACGAUCUGAAACACUUCGAUAUCGAUGGGGAAGAUUACAAAAUCGUUGUGCAACUAUGACAUCAUAUCUACUUGAUAUUCAACCAAAAUAUCGAUCAGAAUUAUUAAAAAAUGUUAAAAUAUUUCAUGAAGAAUGUAAACAAUUUUAUUCAGAUUAUGAACAACGUGGACCAACAAAACCUGGUUUAACACCACGUGAAUCAAGUGAUCGACAAAUAUUAUUUCAAAGUCGUGUAGAAAAUCUCUAUAAGAAAUAUGAAACCUAUCACGGUGGUGAACAACUAUUUGCAAUACCUGUUACUGAUUAUCCACAACUGGACAAAAUCAAAAAAGAUUUAACAUUGUUACAACGUCUUUAUAGUCUAUAUAAUAAAGUAUUAGAUACAGUUGCAGGUUAUUUUGAUAUAGCAUGGACUGAUGUUAAUAUUGAUAAAAUUAAUCAAGAAUUAUCAGACUUUCAAACAGCUUGUAGAAAAUUACCAAAAGGUUUAAGAGAAUUUCCAGCAUAUCAUGCAUUGAAAAAAACGAUUGAUGAUUUCAGUGAAUGUUGUCCAUUAUUGGAAAUGAUGUCAAAUCGUGCAAUGCAACAUCGACAUUGGCAACGUAUAGCUGAGGUAACAGGUGUACGAAAUUUAGAUAUUGACUCGGAAGAUUUACGAUUACGAAAUAUUAUGGAUUUACCAUUACUUCAAUUUAAAGAAGAUAUUGAAGAUAUUUGUAUUUCAGCUGUGAAAGAACGAGAUAUUGAAGCAAAACUUCGACAAGUUGAAUCCGAUUGGAAAAUGCAAGAAUUUAGUUUUGCUCAUUUUAAAUCAAGAGGAGAAUUAUUAUUGAAAGGUGAUCGUAUUCAAGAAGUUAUUAGUUUAUUAGAAGAUUCUCUUAUGUUACUUGGUUCAUUAAUGUCAAAUAGAUAUAAUGUUCCAUUUCGAAAACAAAUACAAAAAUGGGUUAAAGAUUUAACAGAUACAAAUGAAAUUAUUGAGAACUGGAUGCGUGUACAAAAUUUAUGGGUUUAUUUAGAAGCUGUUUUUGUUGGUGGUGAUAUUGCUAAACAAUUACCACAAGAAGCAAAACGUUUUUCAUCCAUUGAUAAAUCAUGGUUAAAAAUAAUGCAUAAAGCACAUGAACAAUCAACUGUUGUACAAUGUUGUUCAACUGAUGAAACAUUAAAACAAUUAUUACCACAUCUUCUUGAACAACUUGAAUUAUGUCAAAAAUCUUUAACGGGUUAUUUAGAACGCAAACGUCUUUUAUUUCCACGUUUCUUCUUUGUUUCGGAUCCAGCAUUAUUAGAAAUCUUAGGUCAAGCUAGUGAUCCACAUACAAUAAAAGCACAUCUAUUAAGUGUUUUUGAUAAUAUUAAAACAGUACGUUUUCAUGAAAAAGAAUAUGAUAAAAUAUUAACAAUUGAAUCAUCCGAAGGUGAAACCGUUGACCUUGAAAAACCUGUUAAAGCAGAAGGAAAUGUUGAAUUAUGGUUAAUGUCUCUUCUUAAAGAAUCUCAAAAAUCAUUACAUGGUGUUAUUCGUCAAGCUUAUAGUGCUUUAGCUGAUUUAUCAUCAUUUAGUCUCAUUGAAUUUCUUAAUAGUUAUCCAUCUCAAGUCGGUCUAUUAUGUCUUCAAUUAAUUUGGACACGUGAUGCAACAUAUGCAUUACGUAAUGCUAAAACUGAUAGAAAUAUUAUGAAAUUAACAGCGAAAAAUUUUAGUGAUCUUCUCGAUGUAUUAAUUGAUCAAACAACAAGAGAUUUAACACGUGUUGAACGUACAAAAUAUGAAACAUUAAUAACAAUACAUGUACAUCAAAAAGAUAUAUUUGAUGAACUUCAUCAAACAAAUAUUCGUUCUGUAACGGAUUUUGAUUGGCUUAAACAAACACGUUUUUAUUUUAAUGAAGAAAUUGAUAAAGUACAAAUAUCAAUUACAGAUGUAGAUUUUUAUUAUAUGAAUGAAUUUCUUGGUUGUAAUGAACGUUUAGUUAUAACACCAUUAACUGAUCGAUGUUAUAUUACAUUAGCACAAGCUUUACAUAUGAGUAUGGGUGGAGCACCAGCAGGUCCAGCUGGAACAGGUAAAACUGAAACUGUAAAAGAUAUGGCACGAUGUCUUGGAAAAUAUGUUGUUGUAUUUAAUUGUUCCGAUCAAAUGGAUUUUCGUGGUUUAGGUCGUAUAUUUAAAGGUCUUGCACAAUCAGGUUCAUUCGGUUGUUUUGAUGAAUUUAAUCGUAUUGAUUUACCAGUACUUUCUGUUGCUGCACAACAAAUAGCCAUUGUUCUUGCUUGUAAAAAAGAAAAGAAACGUCAAUUUACAUUUACUGAUGGUGAUAUUAUUGAAAUGAAUAUGGGUUUUGGUAUAUUUUUAACUAUGAAUCCUGGUUAUGCUGGACGACAAGAAUUACCGGAAAAUCUAAAAAUUAAUUUUCGUUCUGUUGCUAUGAUGGUACCUGAUCGUUUACCAAUUAUACGUGUUAAAAUGGCUGCAUGUGGUUUUAGAGAAAAUGUUCCAUUAUCGAAGAAAUUCUAUACACUUUAUAAAUUAUGUGAAGAACAACUUAGUAAACAAGUUCAUUAUGAUUUUGGUUUACGAAAUAUUUUAUCAGUAUUACGAACACUUGGUGCAGUUAAACGUGCAAGUAAAGAAGAUUCAGAAAAGACAAUUGUUAUGCGAGUACUUCGAGAUAUGAAUUUAUCUAAAUUAGUUGAUGAAGAUGAACCUUUGUUUAUUUCACUUAUUAAUGAUCUUUUUCCAAAUAUAAAAUUAGAAAAAGAAGUUUACGUAGAUUUAGAAACAGCAAUUAGUAAAGAAACUGAAUCUGCUGGACUUAUUUGUCAUGCACCAUGGGUAUUAAAAAUAAUUCAAUUAUACGAAACACAACGUGUUCGUCAUGGAAUGAUGACAUUAGGACCCUCCGGUGUUGGUAAAACAACUUGUAUACAUACACUGAUGAAAGCAAUGACUGUAUGUGGUGAACCACAUCGUGAAAUGCGUAUGAAUCCAAAAGCAAUAACAGCACCACAAAUGUUUGGUCGAUUAGAUUCAGCAACAAAUGAUUGGACUGAUGGAAUAUUUUCAACAUUAUGGCGACGAACAUUACGUACGAAAAAAGGAGAAUUUGUUUGGUUAGUUUUAGAUGGUCCUGUUGAUGCUAUUUGGAUUGAAAAUUUAAAUUCCGUAUUAGAUGAUAAUAAAACAUUAACAUUAGCGAAUGGUGAUCGAAUACCAAUGGCACCAAAUUGUAAAAUUAUAUUUGAAGUACAUAAUAUUGAUAAUGCAUCACCAGCUACUGUUAGUCGAAAUGGUAUGGUUUAUAUGAGUAGUUCUGGUUUAGAUUGGCGACCAUUAAUUCAAGGUUGGAUUAAACGUGAACGAUCAUCAAAUGAUGGUGAAAUUUUAAUGCGUUUAUUUGAAUCAUCAUUUCCAUUUAUUUAUCGAUAUUUUUCUAUUCAUCUUAAAUCAAAAAUGCCUGUACUUGAAUGUAUGAUUGUUACACAGGCAUGGAAAAUAUUAAAUGGUUUAUUACCACCAAAAGAAGCUAAAGAUCAAUUAACAGCGAAACAUAUUGAACGUUUAUAUGUAUUUGCAAUAAUGUGGUCUGUUGGUGCAUUUCUUGAAUUAAAUGAUCGUGCUCAUUUACAAGAUUAUAUAUUUGAUAAUACAGAUGCGAAUUUUCUCUUGGAUACACCUAUUAUACCAAGUGGUAGUGAAGAUACAAUAUUUGAUUAUUUUGUUCAUGAAAAAACUGGUACAUGGAAACAUUGGAAUACAGUUGUUACGGAAUAUGUUUAUCCAAAAGAUCAUGAUCCAGAAUAUGCAUCAAUUCUUGUACCGAAUGUUGAUAAUGUUCGAACAGAUUUUCUUAUUCAUACUAUUGCUAAACAAAAUAAACCUGUUCUUCUUAUUGGUGAACAAGGUACAGCUAAAACAGUUAUUAUUCAAUCAUAUAUGACAAGAUAUAAUUCUGAACAACAUUCACAAAAGAAAGUUAACUUUUCUUCAGCUACAACAUCAAAUAUGGUACAAAGAAUUAUUGAAUCAUAUGUUGAUAAACGUGUUGGAACAACUUAUGGUCCACCAGCUGGAAAAAAGAUGACUAUAUUUAUUGAUGAUAUAAAUAUGCCAACAAUAAAUGAAUGGGGUGAUCAAGUCACAAAUGAAAUUGUUCGUCAAUUAAUGGAACAAAAUGGUUUUUAUUCAUUAGAAAAACCUGGUGAAUUUACAACAAUUGUUGAUAUACAAUUUCUAGCUGCAAUGAUCCAUCCUGGUGGUGGUCGAAAUGAUAUUCCACAACGUCUUAAACGACAAUUUUGUAUAUUUAAUUGUACAUUACCAUCGAAUACAUCAAUUGAUAAAAUAUUUUCUGUUAUUGCAAUGGGACAUUAUAUAAAAGAACGUGGAUUUAAUGAUGAAGUACGUUCAUUAAUGCAAAAACUUAUACCAGCUACGCGACGUUUAUGGCAAUUAACUAAAUUAAAAAUGUUACCAACACCAGCAAAAUUUCAUUAUGUUUUUAAUUUACGUGAUCUUUCACGUAUAUGGCAAGGAAUGAUCUAUACACUUCCACAAAUUAUUAAUAAUGAACAAACUUUAAUUGCAUUAUGGAAACAUGAAUGUACACGAGUUAUUUGUGAUAGAUUUACUGAAGUUGAUGAUUAUCGUUGGUUUUCGAAAAUAAUUGAACGUGUUUCUGAUGAAGAAUUAGGUCCAAAAUAUCAAUCAAUGAUAAAACGAGAAGAUUGGUUUGCUGACUUUUUAAGAGAUGCUCCUGAACCAACAGGUGAUGAACGAGACGAUGCUGAUUUUGAUGCUCCAAAAAUUUAUGAACCUAUUUCAUCAUUUGAACAUCUUGAAGAACGUUUAAAAAUGCAUUUAGUACAAUAUAAUGAAAGUAUUCGUGGUUCCGGAAUGGAUUUAGUCUUUUUUAAAGAUGCUAUGAAACAUCUUAUUAAAAUAUCUCGUAUAAUUCGAACACCACGUGGUAAUGCACUAUUAGUUGGUGUUGGUGGUAGUGGUAAACAAUCAUUAACAAAAUUAGCAUCAUUUAUUGCUGGCUAUAAAACAUUUCAAAUAACAUUAACACGUGCCUAUAAUAUAAAUAAUUUAUUAGAUGAUUUAAAAACAUUAUAUCGUAUUGCUGGUAAAGAAGGAAAAGGUAUAACAUUUAUUUUCUCUGAUCAAGAUGUUAAAGAUGAAUCGUUUCUUGAAUAUAUCAAUAAUGUACUUUCAUCUGGAGUUGUUCCGGGAAUGUUUGCUAGAGAUGAAAUAGAUGAAAUAUGUCAAGAAUUAGUACCUAUUAUGAAAAAACAAUAUCCAAGACGACCUGCAACAAAUGAAAAUUUAUAUGAUUAUUUUCUAUCUCGUGUUCGACAAAAUUUACAUGUUGUUUUAUGCUUUUCACCAGUCGGAGAAAAAUUCCGAAAACGAGGUCUACAAUUUCCUGGUCUUGUUGCAAAUUGUACAAUUGAUUGGUUUCUUCGUUGGCCACGUGAUGCACUUGUUGCUGUUGCUGAUCAUUUUCUUUCAUCAUUUAAAAUUGUUUGUACGGAUGCAAUUAAAAAAGAACUUGUUCAAUGUAUGGGUUCCGUACAUGAUGGUGUAGCUGAAUAUUGUUUACAAUAUUUUCAAAAAUAUCGUCGUUCAACACAUGUAACACCAAAAUCAUAUCUUUCAUUUAUAAAUGGUUAUAAAGAAAUUUAUUCACAAAAAUUAAAUGAAAUUGAAUCAAUGGCUAAACGUAUGAAUGAUGGUCUUACACGUUUAGUUGAAGCUGAAAAAGCUGUCAUUGUUAUGAAAGAAGAAUUAACAAUUAAAGAACAAGAAUUAGAUGUAGCAAAUCAAAAAGCUGAUGAAGUUUUAAAAGAAGUUGCUGUAAGAAAAGGUGCAGCUGAAAUUGUUCGACAACAAGUACAAAAAGUAAAAGAUACUGCACAAACAUUAGUUGAUGAAAUUAAUCGAGAUAAAAUGCAAGCAAAUGCUGAAUUAGAAAAUGCAAAACCAGCAUUGAUUGCAGCUGAAGAAGCUUUACAAACCAUAACACCUCUUGAUAUUGCUGUUGUACGUAAACUUGGUCGUCCACCACGUCUUAUUCGUCAAAUGAUGGAUUGUGUUCUAAUUCUUUUUGGACGAUCUUUAAAAAAUCCAAUUAGAUUCGAUCCAGAAUUACAAGGAGCUGAGCCAAGUUGGGAAAGUUCAUUGAAAAUGAUGGCUGAUACAGGUUUUCUUCAAAAUCUUCAAACAUUUCCACGUGAUCGCAUAAAUGAUGAACAAAUCGAAUUACUUCAACCUUAUUUUCGUGUACCUGAUUAUACACCUGAAGGUGCUAAAGUAGCCGCUGGUGCCAUUGCUGGUUUAUUAACAUGGACACGAGCUAUGGCAGAUUUUUUCUAUGUUAAUAAACGUGUUUUACCAUUAAAAGCUAAUUUAGCUAGACAAGAAGCUCGAUUAGUUAAAGCUAAUAUGCAAUUAAAAAUGGCACAAGAAGAACUUGAUCGACGUGAAGCUGAAGUAGCUGAAGCCCAAGCUGAAUAUGAUGUUGCAGUGGAAAUCAAACAACGUUUACAAGAUGAUCUUGAUCGAACAUUAAAACGAAUGAAUGCUGCAAAAGAAUUAAUAGCUGGUCUAGCUGAUGAACAAGAACGAUGGACUGAACAAAGUAAACAAUUUCGUGCACAAAUAGGACGUUUGGUUGGUGAUGUACUUCUUUGUACUGGUUUUCUCUCAUAUCAAGGUCCAUUUAAUCAAGAUUUUCGUUUGUUAUUAGUAAAAGAUUGGCAAAAAUUAUUAACCGAACGAAAUAUUCCAUUUACACGAACAUUAAAUGUAACAGAAUAUUUAACUGAUGUAACUAUUAUUGGUGAAUGGAAAUUACAAGGUUUACCCAAUGAUGAAUUAUCCAUACAAAAUGCAAUUAUUGUCACACGUGCUAAACGUUAUCCAUUAUUAAUUGAUCCACAAGGACAAGGCAAAGCUUGGAUAAAAAAUAAAGAAUUAUAUAAUGAUUUACAAUCAACAAAUCUUUAUUCCAAACAUUUUCGACAACAUCUAGAAGAUAGUUUAUCACUUGGUCGUCCAUUAUUGAUUGAAGAUGUUGGUGAAGAACUUGAUCCAGCAUUAGAUAAUAUUUUAGAGAAAAAUUUUAUUCGUACUGGUUCACAAUUAAAAGUUAAAAUUGGUGAUAGAGAAAUCGAUAUAUUAAAAGGUUUUAAUUUAUAUAUAACAACAAAAUUAGCAAAUCCAGCAUUUACACCUGAAAUAUCAGCUAAAACAUCCGUUAUUGAUUUUACUGUUACAAUUAAAGGUUUAGAAGAUCAAUUAUUAGGUUUAACAAUUUUGAAAGAAAAAGUCGAAUUAGAAGCUGAACGUGUUAAAAUGUUAGAAGAUAUUCAAGAGAAUAAUAAACGAAUGAAAGAACUUGAAGAUAAUUUAUUAUCACGAUUAAGUAAUUCAAAAGGUUCAUUAGUUGAUGAUGAUGAUCUAAUUCGAACAUUAAAAACAACUAAAAUAACCUCCAAUGAUGUUAAACAAAAACUUCAAAUAGCUACAGAAACAAGUCUAAAAAUAAAUAUUGCACGUGAAGAAUAUCGUCCAGUUGCUACUCGUGGUUCAAUUAUAUAUUUUCUUAUUGUUGAAAUGUCUCUUGUUAAUGUUAUGUAUCAAACAUCAUUAAAACAAUUUUUACAAUUAUUUGAUCAAGCACUUGAACGUUCACCACGAUCACCAAUUACAUCAAAACGUAUAACUAAUAUAAUGGAAUUUUUAACAUAUGAAAUGUUUAAAUAUGCUGUUCGAGGUUAUUAUGAAGAACAUAAAUUUAUGUUUACACUUUUAUUAGCAUUAAAAAUUGAUUUACAAGCUGGUAAAAUAAAAUUUGAUGAAUUUCAAACAUUAAUCAAAGGUGGUGCUUCAUUAGAUACAAAUACUGUACCACAAAAACCAUCCUAUAAAUGGCUACAAAAUGAUGCUUGGCUUAAUCUCGUUGAAUUAUCUAAACUUUUUCAAUUCAGUGAUAUUCUUCAAUCAUUUCAUCGCGCUGGUUCAGCAUGGGAAACAUGGUUUAAGAAAGAUGAACCAGAACGUAUCGAAUUACCUGAUGGUUGGGAUUUACAAUUAGAUAAAUUUCGUCGUCUACUAUUAAUUCGUUCAAUAACACCAGCACGUUUUGUUAAAUCAGCCAAUGAUUAUAUUAUUGAUUCAUUAGGAACAAAAUAUGGUGAAGGUGUUGUACUUGAUAUGGAAAAAAUGUGGGAUGAAUCAGAUAAAUGUUCACCAAUGAUAUGUUUUCUAUCUAUGGGUUCAGAUCCAUCGGUACAAAUUGAAACAUUAGCAAAAAAGAAAUUAAUUGACUGUAAUGCAAUAUCAAUGGGACAAGGACAAGAAGUUCAUGCACGACGAUUAUUAGCACAAGCUUAUAUAAAUGGUACAUGGGUAUUAUUACAAAAUUGUCAUUUAUCAUUAGAAUUUUGUGAAGAAUUUUUAUUACAAUUAACUGAAAAUACUGAUCGUAUACAUCCUGAUUUUCGUCUUUGGAUAACAACAGAAGUGCAUCCGAAAUUUCCUAUUGGUCUACUACAAAUUUCAAUAAAAUAUACAGCUGAACCACCACAAGGUAUAAAAGCAGGUUUAAAACGAACAUUUGCUGGUUUAACACAAGAACAACAAUUAGAAACAAAUACACAAGAAAAAUGGCGACCAUUAUUAUAUACAGUUGCAUUUUUACAUACAAUUGUACAAGAAAGAAGAAAAUUUGGUCCACUUGGAUGGAAUAUACCAUAUGAAUUUAAUCAAUCUGAUUUUAAUGCAACUGUUCAAUUUAUUCAAAAUUACCUCGAUGAAAUGGAAGUAUCAAAACCAAUACAAUGGAAAACUAUACAUUACAUGAUUUCCGAAGUACAAUAUGGAGGACGUGUAACCGAUGAUUUUGAUAAACGUCUUCUUAAAACAUAUGUUCAAUGUUGGUUUCGUGAUGAAAUGUUUGAUCCAAAUUUUCAAUUUGAAGAAAAAACUUAUCGUAUACCAAAAAUAACACAUAUGGAUGACAUUUUCAAUUAUAUAGAUACAAUACCAAAUUAUGAUAGUGGAAAAGUAUUUGGAUUAAGCCCAUUAGCCAAUGACAGAUAUCAAGAAGAUACAACUAGGAGAGUUCUCGAUACAAUUUUAAGUAUUCAACCAAAAGAAGCUCGUGGUGGUGCAGGUGAAACACGUGAAGCUGUUAUUUAUCGUUUAGCAACAGAAGCCUUAGAAAAAUUACCACCGGAUUAUAUUGCUCAUGAAGUCAAAGAACGUCUUUCAAAGCUUGAACCAAUGAAUAUUUUUCUUCGACAAGAAAUUGAUCGUUUUCAACGUGUAAUUAGUGUUGUACGACAUACAUUAAUUGAUUUAAAACUAGCUAUUGAUGGUACAAUUGUUAUGAAUGAAGAAUUACGUGAUGCACUUGAUCGAAUGUAUGAUGCUAAAAUUCCAAAUGUUUGGUUAAGAUACUCAUGGGAAUCAUCAACAUUAGGUGCUUGGUUUAGUGAUUUAUAUGCACGAAAUGAACAAUAUCGUUCAUGGUUAAAACUUGAUAAAGAUACAAAACCACUUGCUUAUUGGAUGACAGGAUUUUUUAAUCCACAAGGAUUUUUAACAGCUAUGAGACAAGAAAUAACAAGAGCGAAUCCAGGUUGGUCACUUGAUAAUGUUAUCUUAACAAAUAAAAUCACACGAUUUGAUCGUGAAAGUAUAAAAGAACCACCAAAGGACGGUGGUGUUUAUGUAUAUGGUAUUUAUAUUGAAGGAGCAAAAAUAAGAAACGGUGUCUUGGAUGAAUUAAAAGCAAAUGAAAAAGUAUUAACACAUCCAAUGCCUGUGAUACACAUAUCAGCUGAAGCUGAUUUUGGUACAAGUGGAUCACCUACAAAACAAGAUCGUCGUCCAACUUAUUAUGCACCUGUUUAUAAAAAACCACGUCGAACUGAUAGAAAUUAUGUAUGUACACUUAAAUUAGAAUGUCCACCUGGUGAUAAAACAGGACCCAAUGUAUGGACAUUACGUGGUGUUGCACUUCUUUGUGAUAUUAAAUAG